UUCGUCCAAGAGAUUUGUUUCAAGCGCCAAUGAGGACCAGAUGGCGUCCACUGGGCAGAGCGGGGCCAAGAAGGGGAAUGCACCCUUGUCGGCCGAUGUCAUUAUCUCCGAGAAUUUGCAGAAGCUGAUCCGGAAGCUGUCGCCCGCCGAGGCGAGUAGCCGAGAGCUGCAGCAGAGCGAGCAGAUGGCCUGGAAAACGAUCCGGAACCAUCGCUACCUCAUCCCCAACAGUCACGAGGUCGGCCGCAGCCUGGAUGCUUUGGCGGAGCGUUUUCGGGUGGAGGACAUGGCCGAGUUCGGGAGCACCCUGCUGGAGCUGAGCGGCAGGGUGCUGGCUCAGCCGGAGUGGCUCGACCACGACUCCUCCCAGAACGUGCAGUGGUCCCUGCUGGACUUCCUGCUCAGCUUGGCCCAGGAGCCCAUCCAGAAUAUCCGCAGGAACUGGGUGCUGAUGAACCAGCACCGGCUGUCCGUGAUUUCGGCCCUGGAGGUGGCCGAGAGGCGGAGCAGCCGCACAGACGUCGCAGGUAAUGAUUCGAGGGACCCGGAGGUGGACUGGGCGGCGUUGCUAAGGGAGGAUUUCCUCCAGCCAGCCCACUCGCUGGGGGGCAGCUCGGACACCCUGAGUGAGUGGUCCGACGACGAGAGCGAUCCGGUCGAGACCGAGGCCGUGGAGCGCGAUACCAGGCCGGAUAUAGGGGCUGUGUACGAGCAGGCAAUGCAGGCGGCGAUUCCCUGCACUGCCCCCGCCCCGCUUCAUCUGCCGCCGGGUGAGGGGGACCAACCCAAGGGCGGCAAUUUCCGCAUCAUCCAGCCGGUGCUCUUCGCCCUGGGACACCGCCAAGGGCCUGCUCUCCGGCUAAAUAGGCUGCCCCAGCUGCCGCCGCUAGUGCCUCCGAUGGCGGUCAGUCACUACGAGGAGAGUGUGCGGGAUGAGCACCUGCUGCCGAGGACCAUCCAUGCCCCCUGGUGGCGCCAGAAUGUGAAGACCUUUGCCCUGCCUGGGGACGCCGAUCACCUGGAUAACUUCGCCGUGACCUAUGUGCAGUUUCUAAAUUUGAAAACUGUCGGCCUGAUGGAACUCCGGCCGCCCAGCACAAUCACGGAGGCUUGCCUGAUGCGCGAGAUCCUGUUCAUGUUCGUCCGGCCAGCCAGUUGCGGCUUCUUCGCCUUUGACAGGGAGACGCGACGCAUUCGGGUGCGCGACCACAUCAGCAUCCCCACAGCGACAACGUACACACUGAGCGGCUUCCUGGAGGCCAACGUUCUGCCUGCCCUGGAAGACAUGCUGGAGCUGCGGCACAUCAUCGAUGAGCACACCCUAUCCUCCCACGAGGCCAGCACGGGGACCCUCGAGUGCUUUGCCUACGGCCUGCGAGACCUCGUUGACCCCAUUUCCGAGCUCCUCGUCGCCUACGAAGAUCGUGGGGAGGAGGCAACGCUGAUAGACUUUGUCGCCGAGUUCAGGCUGCACUUUCGGCGGCUGCACCUGCUCCGUGGCCUAGCCCAGGAUGCCAUAUUGGGCGAGGGACCCCAGCACCUGCGCAGCUCCUACCUGCUCUCCCGUCUCUACAGCCAGACGCAGCCGCAUGUGCCGCACCAGAAGCUGGCCACGGCCCUGCUGCUGGUCUCCCUGAAGCGCUACUGCAGCAUCAUCGACGCCUGGUGGCGCCGGGCCACGCUCGAGGAUCGCCAUAACGAGUUCGUUGUGGAAAGGUGUGAGGAGGACGCGAGUGGCUAUGUGCGCAGGCGCUCUGUGGCGCCGGAUGAGAGUCCGGCGGUCAGGGAGAGCUUCGGAAAGCUCCGUCACUGCCCUUUCUAUCGGAUAUUGCUGGAGCACGCCUUGGAGUCGGGGGACACGCAGGAUCUGCUGGCCAAUGUGAAUCUGCUGGGCGAGAUGCUGGCCAGCAGCAAUGAGAGUCAGCCGCGAUCCUUGUACGAUGAGCUUGCUGCCCAGUUGCUUGCGCAGGUGAGGAUUUACUGUGGAGGGGGAGGAGGAUCACCCGAGGAGAAGACAAAGGAAAAGGAUGAAGAGCAGGGGGAGGCAGGACAGAAUGCCGAUGAGCUACUGCUGAGCAGUGUCCAGGGCAUUCGGAACUUGGAUCUUCUUCACAUAUUUACGCGCCCAGCCAGGGAGCGACUUCUGGAGAGCCAGGAGUGUGGAUCUGCUCCCCCCAGUGUCCAGGUGGGGGAUGUACUGUCCCUACUGGAGGACUCCACCCACCUGCAGCUGAAGGCCGAGCUGCCGGACGCCCUGCGCGAGAUCCUGCUCCGCCGCCAGUGCCGGGCCAACGAGUAUGCCAUGCGGGCGUACAGCGAGGUUCUCCACCUGGGCGAGACCACGCGCUUCCUGCGACACAUCCUGCUGCUGGAGGCCUACUACCUGCUCUUUCCCUUCUACAACGCCCUCUUCGUUCGCAUCGAGACGGAGUCCGGUUGGGCCCGGGAGUCUCAGUUGAGCUCGGACCUCUACGAGGUCCUGCUGCCCGCCUACCCCCGGUGCGCCGGCCAGCUACACGUGCAGGUCAUCUCCCAGGUGGCCUGCCGCUCGCACAAUGCCUACGAGGCACUGGAGGCCUUGGAGCUGUCCUACGACAUGCCGGUGGCCCUGCAGCGCAUCCUCACCGAGCGCCACAUGCAGUCCUACAACGCGGUGUGGCGUCUCAUGCUAAAGGUCAAGUGGGCGGUGUGGAAGCUGGAGAACCUCGCCUUCCUGCGACGCCCCAAGGCCCAGUCCUAUGCCCCGCUGGACCUGCACGGCCUGACCAUACGGCGCCUGGAGAUUCUGCGUUUCUGGCUCAUUUACCUCACCGACAACCUCCACAGCCACAUCAUGGGCGCCCUGGCCGUGAAGUUUGAGCUGCGGAUUUCCGGGUGCCAGAACAUCCGGGAGCUGAGUGCCCGGCACGACGAGUAUGUGGCCAGCCUGCUGACCCGCUGCCUGCUAACCGAGGACUUUGCCCCCUUCCGGGUGGUCCUCGAGCAGCUCUUCUACCUGGUCUUCGUGCUGCACAUGGAGUGGACGGCCUGUGCCAGGCAUCUCGGCGACAGCGAUGCCCUUAGCCUGGCCACGGAGGAGGACGGCACGAGGGACGAGUACUUGGCCCACAACCAGGUGGAGGAGAUCGAGAAGACCUACGUGCGCUGCCACCAGACGCUGGGCGACAUUCUGCACAAGCUGGUCUACCAGCAAGACCACGGCUUCCUCACGGCCCUGGAGGUGGCCGUCAACACGAGUGUUCCCUACUGAGAGGGCAACUUUCUUAAGAUAAUCCAGGAGAUCCUUGCUGUGUUUGAUCCUUCUAUGGGUCAAGGGAGCACUCUCUUUCUCGGAAUUUCUUGAUUUUUUGCAACAAAACAACUAAAUUUAUUCUUUAGUUUACAAACUUGUUUAGCCAUUAAUCGUAAAUACUUUUAAAAAUAGACUUUAACUACAAGGGAA
Molecule: messenger RNA, 3442 nt
Organism: Drosophila kikkawai
Lineage: Eukaryota; Metazoa; Arthropoda; Insecta; Diptera; Drosophilidae
Gene: Grip128
Product: gamma-tubulin complex component 5
Biological process (GO): meiotic cell cycle; microtubule nucleation; spindle assembly
Cellular component (GO): gamma-tubulin complex; centrosome; spindle pole
Molecular function (GO): gamma-tubulin binding; microtubule minus-end binding
Source: RefSeq, a predicted model, not a curated record